This is a messenger RNA of Symbiodinium sp. CCMP2592, 1869 nucleotides long. NCBI's taxonomy places the organism in Eukaryota, Dinophyceae, Suessiales, Symbiodiniaceae. The record is from the annotation of a GenBank genome assembly.
AUGCAUUCUCAAUCACACCCGUUUCCUGCGAUACUUACCAUGGCGCGUGUUCAAGUGAUGCCCUGGGCAGUCAUCCUGCUUGCAGGAUGUCUUCAGAGCUGUGAGGCAGUUCGCAGCCAGAUGACUUUCAACAUUGUGUCGCUUGCAGACUUAGACAUGUCGCCGACCCUGGAGAUGGACGAAGCGACACUGGACUCGAUCGGAUGGCCAGAACACGCUGCCCACCGCCACGGCGGCGAAUUGAGCUUGCUUGACCGCUCUGUAGUGGCGGGCCACGAGUCCGAUGCAGGCAUGGUGUUGGCAUUGAAGCCGUUGAAGGCUGAGGAUUACAGCCCGGCGGAGUUGGCAAAGGAAGUGGUGCCCAUGCUCAGGAAUGUCGUCAGGUCAGAGUUUGGAGAGCUGGAUGGGUGGCUGAAGGAAGAGGUCGCCUUCAAGAAGACCGUGAAGUUUGCCCGUUUCGAUAUCACCCAAAACUUCAUUGACUUUCACAACGCUGGCAGCUUGCUGCAAGUGGCAUUGGCGGCAGCAGGAACCAUGCCGUGCUCGGUGCCAAUUGGCGUUACCCUCUCCAACUAUGCGGAUCUGGUGCACAAGUCCUGGGAGAUGGGCCAUGCCUUCGUGUCUGCCUCCGUGGAGGCUGUCGACUCACAUCGAGUUGCGAUUCUAGCCCUGGCCAAGAACAAGCCCCAAAUAGUUAUGCGGCGAUUGCUGGGCUGCAGCGCCCUUGCCCAAAAAAUGGUGGAUGGAGCCACACAGAUGGCUGAAGCGGUUAGUGGUUUGGUCACUGAGACGAAGCAGGGUCUCAAGAAGGCUUUAGAAGACAGACGUGCCAAUGCCGAGGAGAUGCGCAACCUCAAGAAGCAAUUUGCAGACUUGGAUUCAAACAUCGCUGGGAUGCAAGCAGAACUAGAAGAUCUUGAAAGCAACAUUGCCGACGCAAAGGUUGAGGAGGAGAACUUCGCUCGCCGUGCCGACGCCGCUCGCAACAAGGCGCAGAACAUGCAGAUGGUUGGGACCAUUAUGGGGAGCCUCACAGAAGCAUUAACAAGUUACGCCAAUCCUGGUGCCAAGAGCAUCGGUCAGCUCAUGCAACCGGGGCCCACGCCAUCGACGUCACCAGCACAGCCUGCUCCGAACAAAGAGCCUGCUCCAGACAAGGCAGCUGCUGUAAAGAGUGUCGUGGAGCCCCUGUCACGCGAGGUUUCUCAGAUCGAGGAGAAGCUGGCGAAGGCAAGCGAAGACGACGCGGUUGCUCUACGACAGCAGUUGUCGAAGGCCAAAGAAGCGCUUCGCAAUGGUUACAAGGAAGUGAGGGCAAUGUUCACCGAGCAGGCAAAGACGCUAGACGAUAAGGAGGCUGCCGUCCAUGCAAAUCGUGUCGAGUUGCAGAAGGAUCGGCGGAAAACUAACGCCGAGCUGCAGAAAUCUCUUGUCGCGCUCAGCCACCUCAAGGAGGAGAAAAGUGAAGUUGCCAAGUCUGCGGAGCUCCUGAACACGGUGGUCAAAACUCUUGGCAAGGUGCAAAAGACCUUCAUGCUCACGGCGACUUUCUGGAAACUCAUCAAAACCAGCUAUGAGAAACUUGCUAGCAAGUGGCUGAAGGAUUCGCUGGAGGAGGCUAUAGAGCUUGAGACGCUCGUCCCAGACUUGGUUGCAUCCACUACGGACUGGAUUACACUGGGAAGCGUGAACUACAUGGCAAGGCUGGGCAUGAGCCAGGCCGCCGAGCAUGUUGACAACAUCUUGAGUGACCUCCCUGUAAAGGAGGCCGCUGCCAACAUGGUGCUUCAGACAGCGGGAAGCCUCGCGCAGUCGCUUCAAGAAGAUGAAGCCAUCCUCCAACUGGAAGAGCCAGAAAAGACUGUCUGA